CAGUAGGUGGCGGUAAUGCACACCAGAAGGUUUCUUGCCAACCGCCAUAAAAACAAAAGAAGAAAAAGAAGAAGAAGACGGAGAAGUCCUAAACGCGGGCAUUAUAUUUCUGUAUUCUUACAUAUAUGUUGUUUAAUAGAGUACACACGGUUAAUAAUUGUUUGUAGCCGGAUACAUUAGUCUGAGCGCACUUUGACACUUCUCCUGUUUGCUAGCUUCACUUAAGAUAGCUUGCAGCCAGUUUAGCUGGCUAGUUAGCUUAGCUUGUUAGCUGCUAACAAAGAGACGCGGAAGUUAUUUAAACAUCGCUAAGUAGGGAACUAAUGUGAGUGUAAAGUGUUGUGAUUGUUUGAAAAUGUGCGAAAGAACGAUAGCAAAGUACGAGGAGGAACUUUGUCCAACAAAAGAGGAGAAGGAGCGACAACAUCAACUACUGGAUGUUUAUUAUAAGAAACAUCAUCAAGUUGUGUUACACAGAACAGAUGUCUGUGAAGAACAAUGUCUGCCUGAAAAACAGGAGUUUAGCUUCAGGAUGGUGAAGGAGGAUCCUUCAAAAAGGACGACCAGGUGCCACGGACCCUCUGGCGUCUCCUUUUCCUCUUUGACACAGACCCUUUCCUGUAAAAAGGAAGAAGAAGACUCACUGACCCCCCACAUUAAAGAGGAAGCAAUGGAACACAACAUCAGUCAGGAGGGAGAUCAUAUAGAAGGACUGGUGGAGUUCCCAGUGACUGGUGUCCCUGUGAAGAGUGAAGAUGAUGAGGUCAAAGGUGAAAGUGAGGAGAAGAGAGAGGCGGAGCCUCCAAGCAGCAGCUCAACUCAACACAUGACAACAGAAGCUGAUGGAGACCACUGUGGAGGAUCACAAGCAGACAAGCUCUUAGCUCCACUAUCAGAUAGUGAGGACACAACGUCACACUCUCCUGACACUGAUGAUGAAGACUCUAAAGAUGAUAAGACAUGUCACACAGACAACACUCACUUCACAUGUUCUCACUGUGACAAAACCUUUAAAUACCAUUGUCAUCUGAAAGUACACAUGAGAAUACACGCUGGAGAAAAAACUUUUCUCUGUUUAUUCUGUGGCAAAUGUUUUGUACAAGUCCCCAUUUGAAUGUACACAUGACAACACACACUGGUGAAAAACCUUUUUCUUGCUCAUUAUGUGGUGAAGAUUUUGUUCUAAGUAUACAUUUGGAAGUACACAUGAGAGCACACACGGGUGAAAAACCUUUUGUCUGUUCAAUCUGUGGUAAAGGUUUUACACAAAGCAACACUUUAAAAGAACACAUGUCAACACACACUGGUGAAAACCCUUUUGUCUGUUCAACCUGUGGUAAAGGUUUUACA
This is a messenger RNA of Nerophis ophidion (straightnose pipefish), 1350 nucleotides long. Its product is annotated as zinc finger protein 426-like. The record is from RefSeq and is a predicted model, not a curated record. The coding region runs from base 356 to 1114 and encodes 252 amino acids. NCBI's taxonomy places the organism in Eukaryota, Metazoa, Chordata, Actinopteri, Syngnathiformes, Syngnathidae. The transcript has 2 exons.